GAAGACCUUAAACUGCUAGAUUUUCAUCUUGUCUCACCCCAAAAUGGAAAAGUAUCUGAAGAAUAUUCUUGUUGUCUCUUUUGGAUUCUUGCUUCUGUUUACUGCUUACAGAGGGCUUCAGAGCCUACAGAGCAGUCUCCACUCUGAAAAUGGCCUGGGCGUUGCUUCUCUGAGCGUUGUCUAUGGAGCUCUUAUCCUGUCUUCCAUGUUUCUCCCACCAAUGAUCAUUAAGAAAUUUGGAUGCAAAUGGACCAUUGUAGGCUCCAUGUGCUGCUAUAUUGCAUUCUCCUUGGGCAACUUCCAUGCCAGCUGGUAUACACUGAUCCCAACAUCUGUGAUCUUGGGUCUGGGAGGAGCACCUAUGUGGUCUGCUAAAUGCACAUAUCUCACCAUUGCUGGUAACUCACAUGCCCAGAAAGCAGGAAAAAUUGGAAAAGAUGUUAUCAACCAGUAUUUUGGGAUCUUCUUUCUGAUAUUCCAAUCCUCUGGAGUCUGGGGAAAUCUUACAUCUUCUUUAGUGUUUGGCCAGUCUACUAACAGAGAAAUCUCAGAAGCAGAGCUGGCAUGCUGUGGUGCAUUUGACUGCGUGGAGAAACUAGAUGGAAAUGACACUGGAGCUCCAAGAAAACCAAGUGAUACUUUAAUCUACACUCUGCUUGGAAUUUAUACAGGUAGCGGGGUGCUAGCUGUGUUGCUGGUCUCUGUGUUUCUGGAUCAGAUCACAGCCACCAAAGAAGAGAGCAAAGAAGAGAAAACACCACCAUCAUUCUGUUCUACUUUCUUGGCAACAUUCCGACAGCUUAAAGAUGUACGCCAGUGUCUCCUGAUUCCUUUGACCAUGUACAGUGGACUUGAACAAGGAUUCCUUGCUGGUGACUACACCAAGUCCUACGUGACCUGUGCCCUUGGGAUAAAUUUUGUUGGCUAUGUGAUGAUCUGCUUCUCAGCCACAAAUUCACUCUGCUCGAUUCUCUUUGGGAAGAUUUCCCAGUUCACAGGCAGAAAAGCUCUAUUUGUACUGGCGGCAAUUAUCAAUCUUGCCUGUAUGGUAACGCUACGGCUCUGGAAACCUCGCCAAGAGCAUCUUGCUGUAUUCUUCAUAAUACCUGCACUCUGGGGUGUUUCUGGUGCUAUCUGGCAGACACAAAACAAUGCUCUUUAUGGAGUUUUAUUUGAAAAGCACAUAGAAGCCGCAUUUGCUAAUUAUCGCCUGUGGGAAUCAUUGGGAUUUGUCAUCGCCUUUGGCUACAGCACUUUCUUACAAGUCUACAUCAAACUGUAUAUUGUCUUGGCUGUGCUGGUGGUGGCCAUUGUCUUAUAUGGAAUAGUUGAGUAUCUGGAAUCCAAGGCUUCUGGAAUGCCCGACACUACCAAUAGGGAGCCCAUCAAACUCCCACAAGAUGUUCUGCAAACAAAUAUGUACGACACAAUGUUGUCCCACUACAAACUCCAUUUUUAUGCGUGGAUUUUCUUGGGCUACCAGUGA
Molecule: messenger RNA, 1486 nt
Organism: Euleptes europaea (tarantolino)
Lineage: Eukaryota; Metazoa; Chordata; Lepidosauria; Squamata; Sphaerodactylidae
Product: protein unc-93 homolog A-like
Exons: 8
Coding region: 44-1486 (480 amino acids)
Source: RefSeq, a predicted model, not a curated record